Helicoverpa zea (corn earworm) is the source of this 6525-nucleotide messenger RNA. RefSeq names its product RILP-like protein homolog (gene Rilpl). Gene Ontology annotation, cellular component: cytoplasm; ciliary basal body. Lineage: Eukaryota; Metazoa; Arthropoda; Insecta; Lepidoptera; Noctuidae. The record is from RefSeq and is a predicted model, not a curated record. Gene Ontology annotation, biological process: cilium assembly. Bases 91 to 1239 code for a protein of 382 amino acids. The transcript is spliced from 8 exons.
CAGUAAUGAUGGCGCACUUGCGAAAGGUGUUUAGUUUACUGUAACAUUUAUUUUUAUGUAGUGUCGUGAAGUGAAAACCAAGUGUUUUUAAUGCCGUACCGCAGGCGCUUCUCAGCCAAGAUGCCAGAUUUCGACGACGAGGUCACUGUCGUCGAUGUGUACGACCUGGCAUCGGAUAUUGGCAAGGAAUGCGAGAUAAUUAUUGAAAAAUACGGCCCUGACGCCGUUACAGCGCUCCUGCCGAAGGUGAUUAAUGCGCUAGAGUUGCUGGAGAACUUGGCGGUGAGGAACGAGAAGGAGAACCAGGCGCUGCAGGAGUUGACGGCGAAGAUUUCACAGUUGGAGAAUGACAAGAUAGAGAAGGCAGAAUAUAGGCAGCGUUUCGAGAAGGAAAUAGAAGCAAUCGAAGAACAAUGGCGGACAGAGUCAGCGGAGCUGGUGACUGCCGUGGCAAGACUACAAGACGAGAACAAACGUCUACGGAGAACUAUCAAUGCGCCUGCAGACGGCUCAAGUGCGCCCCCGUCACCAGCCCGCGAGCACGACCAAGAAGUUCUGUCCCGGCUCAGCAGCACAGCUGAGAAGCAACGGGCGACGUUACGUCACCAAGAGUUGCAGCUUCAAGAGAAACAACAGCUGAUUGACAGCUUGUCGAAUCAAGUGGAGAAGUUGGCACAGGUCAGCAGGGACCUCCGGCGGAAACAUAAGCAGAUACAAAAUCAGAUGCGCUUAGUAUGCGAGGAGCGUUCGGAGCUGACCGCCAUAGUACAGUCACAGCAGAGGGACAUCGCCGCGCUUCAGCAAGAUAGUGCACAGAACAAAAAGUGCCCGACAUGCGGCGUGGCGACCCCUGAGGGCGCUGACGACGAUGACCAGUCCUCCAAGCCCACGUUCAGCGUGAGGGAGCUGCGAGCCAUCCUGCACGAGCGCAACGAGCUCAAGCUCAAGCUCAGCCGCGCCGAGGAGCAGCUGCACGCGCUGCAGGCUGACCAGCACCACGACAGUGGAUCCGACACAUCUCCGUCUGUAAGCACGGGGGCGGGCGAGGAGGAGGAGGCGCCCGUGCAGGGCCCGCUGCCCGCCGAGCCUGACGAUGCACCGUGGAAGCGCAACAGUGGCAUCAGGAAGUUUUUUCGCAAGCUCUUUGUUGAGUCUGAUCUCACCGUGGGCGCCUUCCAGCGUCGCCACCCGCGCCCCGCCCCCGCCGCCCCCGCCCCGCCCUCCUCCGCACCCGCGUAGGCACUCCCACCCGCACGCCCCGCCCACCUCGCGCCCGCCCCCCAGCCGCCGCCGCUACUCCGACCAUCCACCAUCAUCCGAACUGGACCUUCGACAAGAACUGCUAGACCUCAACCUUGGGACACAAGAGUUCGACUCCUGGCUCGGCAACAAGUUCGAAGAAAACGACGAGUUCGAAACUGGACCUUACGACCCAAGGUUUAUGCACGACAUUCCUUUACAACGCUCCAUUUCUCUAGACAGGGGCAUCGACAUCUUCAAUCAUUUGCAGGCCAUAGGCUCUGAGACCAGCGUUAGUUCCCUAUGGACGGUAGACUCAGAUGGGAGGGAUAGUUUGACUGAUAGAUACAGGAGUUUCGAAGAUAUCCCCACUUCUCCGUACAGAGCGAGAAGCAGGAGUGCAUCUUUUGGCGUGGAGACGUUCUCAGAACGGGACUUAGCGUUGGCGGUACUUAACGAGAGUUACAAGGGUCUGGAUGCCCCGAGCGGCAGCGUGUCUCCUCAGAUACGUAAACUACAACGAUGUUUCACAUUCGCUGGGAGCUUUGACAGUAUUAAAGAUAGGGGUCCCGUAGAGCAUGUCAAUGAGGAACAGGUCAAACCAAAACUUAGGCUGAUGAUCCCAAACAGGAGGAAUAGCACCAGCUGUCCAGUGUCACCAGAAAUUAGUAGACUGAGGAGUUUCUUCCCGAGCACAGCAGCUGGUGACACAAACAUGUCUGAUGAUGAGGACCAAGUCUUUGAAGUACAGGAGCCGGUGUACAGGAGCAUGUCUAUAGAGUGGAGCCAGGAGGAAGCUAAAUUAAAGCAAAGGAGGUCUGGUCUCCAAGCCGUCACGACUGACUUGAGAAAGAAAGUUCUAGUAAAGCAAGGGUUCAAGAGCUGCGAAAACCUCGAAAGGAAUCAAGGAUCGCAACUCGCUAAAACUUCCAAAUAUUUAAAUCCAAACUCGAAUUUUGCAAAAUUGAGCAGAACUGCAUCAUUUUCGGGCAACACUGACUCUGUGACAUUUGACACAUUGCCCACUAUAAUCAUAUCCCCCGCUGACUCCGGCGGUGUUGCCAAUAUAUCAAAUACUUCCAAUUACGUAGAAAUAAGUAGGAAUUGUGAUUGUCGAAUAUGUAGGGAGAGCGAGGGGAAAUAUAUAUUACGGAGCGCGCUUAGCAAGUUGUUCGUUAAAAUUGUUUCUUGUAAAAGUAGAAAGUUGUAUUGGGACGAGAAUAAUAAUUUGAAUGAUAGUGAGAUGUACAAGUGUGUAAUGCAUGUAUUGAAACUAAUGUUAGGACUGUGGUUGAGACAUCUCGACCAUAAUUGAAAGGGUAAUAACAUUCAAUUUAUCAAAAAAAAAAACCUGAGAAAUAAACAAAUGACUCACAAAUGUUGAAAAAAUAUGGUAGAAGUUGACACAAGUUUCUACCAUUUAAUUCCAGUGUUGCCUGUUACAAAGUGAAAAAUAUUACUUUUUUUAUAAAACUUGGAUGUUAAUACCCUAUGUAAAGUAUAGUUAUUACGUUAUAGAGUUGUUCAAUGCUAUUAUACUUUUAGCAGCUUUUAUAAUUUAACUUUCAAUGCAAAGCUAGGUUCAAUUCCUUCAUGUAUUUCUGUACUAAGCAAUUUAUUAUUUUCUUAAAGAAUGGCAAUGUAUGACUCUGUGAUUUUUAUUUAUUUUUCGAAUUGAAUGUUCUAUGCUAGGUUUCGCAUUUGACUUUUAUUGAAAGGGCGACUCAGUAAAAAUUUUAAGCAUUCCAAUAUUGAAAAAUUAACCUUAAGGACAUCAAAAUAAGGUUGACAUUAAAACUGUCGAGUCGUCUUUUCAGUAAGACUGAACUAUGUCAAGCUAUCUAAAGAAAUUCUCGCUGUGCAGCUAUUAGAAAUAUGUGUCUAUGGUCAUGUUAUAUGAUAUUUGGCUAAGUUUUUAUAUAAAGGCUGUGUGAGACUUCCUGUGCCCACGAACUGUCAAACUGUUUUUGGUGCAGUUGACAGUAGCUGUCAGUCAGUACAAAUGACGGUAUUUGCUCUUGAAAACUGACAGCUGUCAACUGCACAAAAUAUUCGGUUCCUCUAUGUGUAAAGUGCAGCUUUGCAAUCGUACCUGCAAGAAAAAAAUGUUUAAUAAUACUCAAAAUUUUAAUUCGUGAAGUGUUGAGGGCACAAGGAAUUUAAAUGUUACAGGCACCACAUAACUUUGCUAUUCUGAAAUUAGCUAUUUGAUUGAUUGGUCUAUAUCAAUAUUAUAUGGUCUAUAUUAAAGGCGAAGGCAAACCUGGACUAUAAAGUCUGAAAUCAGCAACCCCCAUUGAGCAAGCGUGGUGAUUAAUGCUCAAUCCUUCUACGUGUGAGAGUAGGCCGAAGCCCAGCAGUGGUUUUGUAAUUUAUUUUUACUUUUGUGAAGUCAAUAGUAACCAGUUUCACUACAAAGUCAAGGAGUCAAAUGCCUAAAUUCAGACUAGCACAGUUAUUUGGUGUGACAAAAAAAAAAGAUGUCUGACUAAUGCAAAAAUAUUUAACCUUUUACGUAGAAAGAUAGAUAUUAUAAGUAAGGUCGUAUUAUUGGUAUGUGUUAGCGCCUUAUCUAUACUAAUGUUAUAAAGCUGAAGAGUAGGUUUGUUUGAACGCGCUAACCUCGGGAACUACUGGUCCGAUUUGAGAAAAUCUUUCAGUGUUAGAUAGCCCAUUUAUCGAAGAAUAUAAAGCUACAGGCUUUUUAUUCGGUUUCGUGCAGUGGUUCCCACGGGAUGCGGGUGAAACCGCGAAUACUGUAUUCUUGUCAAUUUCUAACUGUGUGAGUGAGUUGACAUUUCGGGACAGAAAAAAUGGGACACCUUUUAUAUACAUAUUGUUUUCGUUGCAUGCGGCUUGAAUUGAGCAAAAAUUUGGAUUACUGACUUUUAAGUGCACAUGUGGGGAAAACAAUAGUUGCUUUUAUUAAUUGUCCCGUAUUGUAAUCUUGUGUAGUAAGACUGUUUAACGAAAUUUUAACUGUGGAAUUAUUAAAUGGGUAAGAUGUACCCUAUACCGGAAUAACUUUAGGCUCUUUAAUAAUAAUUCUACAAAUAAAGUUUGGUUAAACAGUCCUCAAAGACACGAAAAGUUGCUCUUUAGUGACAAAAUUGUGUAGUCAAAUGUAUGUGAAGAAGUACAUUAAAUACUUUAUACAUUGUAUGUGAUAUCGCAGCGAAUGUAGAUAUGUUCUUCCAUUUUAACUACUAAACUGUACUUCUGUCGUAGACGAAAAUACAUUUUUAUAUAAACAUGAUAUUAAUUAUAAUUCACACGCAAGAAAAGGCACAUAAAUAUAAAAUCUUGAGUGGUGAGCAAAAGAAUGAAUGAGUGAGUGAAUGGAUUCGUUAACAUUUUUGACAUUAAUUGAAUAUUUUGAGCGUCUAUGACAGAAGUACAGUUUGUAAAUUUUCUCGACUUGUAAAUUGUACCAUUUUUAAAUGAUACUUCUCUGCAUCUUUUCUUGUGAGAGUGAGUGCCAUGAAUGUUGGUUAAAAAGGCCAAACAUAACAUAUCCUUCUUUGGUCACGGUGUAGGCUACGGACAUUUUGUAUUCGCUUAAUCAUACACUCUCGGCCAAUUAUAGAUACACACUUCAUCCUGCACUAUCGGCCAGAAAAAAUGGGUCAUUAAAGUAAUGUUGAAUUAAUGCGAUUUCUAUGUUGACCAUCAGUAUUUUUUCACUUAUGGCCUAAUAUUUUAAUGUAUUUGACUCGAUUGAUAUUAUGAUAUUAGAUUUUAUUUUCAUUUUCGUGUUAAAAGUAUUAAGUUACCAAAUAAAAAUAGCCUAAAUCUUUAAUAGUGGAGUGUUUUUCGAGUAAAUCAGUGGUUAAUGGAAAUUCUGGUGCUUAUAAAUGCUAUUAUUACAAAUUGCCAUCUCUAUACUUUGCCGCUAUAGUUUUUAUGGUGCUAAAAUAGCGUCGCUUCAUCAAAAUUAUUAUCAAAAAAAUCCAGAAACAACAAUACAAAUAAAGUCACAAACUUUAACUACUGAUUAUUCGAAAAAUACUCGAAAAUAUUUAUUUCACUAGAUAAUACAAAUUGUAGCACAUCGACAAUAAGACACGUUUUUGAGAAAAAAAGUUAAAAAAUGACUAGACUAGGAAACCAGUUGAAGUUUGACAUGAAUAGUAAACAUUUAGAGUUAAUAGUCCCGGUAAUGAUAAGAACUUUUUCAGAUUUACACAAAAUAUUCCUUCAAAUGCAUCGUUAUUUUGUUUGGGAAGACUUUUAACUUAAAAAAGUACACUUUUUUAUAAAUUUUGUGAAUAACAAUUUCAGUGUAUAAGUACAAUAUUGUUAAUUAACAAAUGUAUUUAGUGACGUAACCUUGUUUUAUGCUUGCAAAAAGACUCCAAUAUACAGUACGUAAUAAUUUAAGUUUCAAAAUAAUAUGCCCAGUGCUACUUGGUGACUAACUAAAUAUGUACCUACAGUAUUAUAAUUCUUAAAAAAAAUCGAACAAAUCCAUUGCUUACAUCACGCUAUAGUUUCUUAUAAUAAAUAUACUAACAAAUUCAUUACUUACUUACGUACGUAGUUUCUCGUACGUACUCAAAAAAUAAUUGACUUGACAAUGUGAAAUAUAUCCGCCAUUUCCCACACAUAAUAACGAUGCAUUUAACACGAUGUGAAGUGCCUACAGCUCAUCACAAUACACGUCUUUAUAUUUAAAUAUAUAUUAUUAACAGUUUCUUAGUAGUUUUUAACGGUUAUUUAUAAAUAAAAAUAAAAUAAAAAAUAUUGUGCUAUCCGUUAUCUGUAUAUGUGGGCAAGUUUUUAUGUCCGCGAGUGUAAUUUUAGAUUAUCAUUCCAUAUUUUUAGGCUUUCGUUUAUUUUUUCUUAAUUUUUAUUUUUAAUUCUAGUCACAGUGCUGCUGGGUACUAGAUUUUAGGGGUUGAUAAUUACUGUGAUUGAGACUUUUUGGCGGGAAUUGUUCAAAAAAAAAAAUAUUUUUGAGCAUUUUUUUUCUUAUUUUAUGCCAAAAAUUUUAAUUUUGAUAUUUUAUUGAAAAUUCUACUGGUUGACUAUUUAGUUAUUAUUUUAUGUAAAUGCACAAUUUUCGCCAAAAAAUACUCUUUGUAAAUUAAAAAAAACACAUUUCCAAUGGGUUGAAGGGAACACAGGCACUUUAGUUUGAUACCUUUGCCUACUCAAACUAAUUUCUUGAAAACUAAAAGUUGUCACGUAGUGAUUAUAAUGUUGUAAAGACAUUGGUACCUUAAUGUAUAAUGUAAUAUUUAUAAGUUGACUGUGUCAAAAUAAUUAUAUCAUCUGUUUAUAUUG